Molecule: messenger RNA, 1392 nt
Organism: Ustilago hordei
Lineage: Eukaryota; Fungi; Basidiomycota; Ustilaginomycetes; Ustilaginales; Ustilaginaceae
Exons: 2
Coding region: 1-1392 (463 amino acids)
Biological process (GO): antibiotic biosynthetic process
Molecular function (GO): 3-dehydroquinate synthase activity
Source: RefSeq, a predicted model, not a curated record
AUGGCUUGCUGCGGUGGUGCUAUUUCUUCCGACAUGCGGGCUACCGUUGCUGAGGUGCCCGCCACCAAGAAUGCUACUGGCCCCGGCUACAGCAUUCAGGGUUACGAGGACCUCAAGUACACCUACUCGUUCGUUGACAACGUCUUCGACCAGCAGAAGGAGGACCUCGCUUCUUACUAUACCAAGUGGGGCCGUGUCCUCUGCGUCCUCGACGAGAACCUCAACGAGAUCUACGGCGACUCUAUCAAGGCUUACUUCAACGCCCACAACAUCAAGCCCACUCUUAACGUCUUCAAGGGCGGUGAGCUGAACAAGACCAUGGACACGAUGCUCGGCUUUGUCGAUGCCAUGGACAAGUUCGGUCUUAUCCGCAAGGAGCCCGUCCUGAUUGUCGGUGGUGGUCUCGCUUCCGACGUUCUUGGUUACGCUUGUGCUUCGUACCGUCGCAGCACCAACUACAUCCGUGUUGGUACCACCCUUAUUGCUUUGAUCGACGCUGCCAUCUCGAUCAAGGUCGGCAUCAACCACAAGAAGCUCAAGAACCGUCUCGGCGCCUACCACGCUCCCAUGCAUACUUUCCUUGACUUUGAUUUCCUCAAGACCCUCCCCAUCGGCCAGACCCGUAACGGUACUGCCGAGAUCAUCAAGAUCCUCCACUGCACUGACAAGCACACCUGGAGCAUGCUCGUCAAGUAUGGCGAGGACCUCGUCAACACCGCUUACGGCCGCAACGCCACGGGCCCUGGUGCCAAGGAGCUCAAGGAGGCUGCCGACACCAUCUGCCGUAACGCGAUCAAGGGCAUGCUCGACCUCGAGUCGCCUAACCUUCACGAGAUCGGUCUCGACCGUGUUAUUGCCAACGGCCACUCGAUCUCGCCUACCCUUGAGCUUGCUCCCUUCCCUCCUCUCCGUCACGGUCACGCCGUCACCAUCGACAUGGCCUGGUCCAUCACUUUGGCACACAUGCGUGGUUACAUAAGCGACCAGGACCGUGAUGAGUGGUUCGGUCUUGCUAUGUCGGUCGGUCUCUCGGUUGACCACCCCUUGCUCACCAACGAGCUCAUUCUCGAGGCUAACGAGGCCAUUAAGAAGACACGUGACCGUCUCCAGCGAUUCGUUCUCGCCAAGCCAUUGGGCAAGUGCGUUUUCGCCAACGACAUCUCGGAGGAGGAGUUCAUCAAGUCGCUCGCCGUCCACAAGGAGUACGUCAAGAAGAGCGGCCGUGGUGACGGUGUUGGCCUUGACGCCUACGCUGACGCUGGCGACCUUGGUGCUGACCCUGAGAUCUUGCUCAAGGAGCGCAAGGUUGCCGACGUUUCGCGUGCCAACGGCAACGGCGUUCAGCACGAGCAGCUUGGUAACAACAAGACCGCUGUCGCUGUUGCCGCCUAA